CCAGGCAUUAGAGUAACUAUGGAGAGAUAAUGAGAGUGCUGCCUGACCUGAGAAAGCUGGAGUAAAACAGAAAGAUUUGUUUUGUAGGUGGAGUCAGUGUAGAUCAGGGGAGGGUGAGAAAUGACGACUUUGAACAUGUGCAUAGAAGUGUGAGGAGUGAGGUUUUCGAGCUGCACUAGCUGAAGCAGGGAGUGAGAAAGACACUCAGAAGAGUAUUGUUUUUUCACAGAAGCUGCAGAGGCCCACAAGGCUGCAACAAAAAAAAAAGGAAGUCAGAUAAUCAGCUUGGGAAAUGACAGUGUAAAUUAUUUGCUGUAGCUCCGCUCAGAAAACAGGGAGGUCUUACCACAGAAAUGAACGGUGAUGGCAGCAAACAGCGUUAUGUGUCCACUUUCAGGAUGCACAUCAAGCCCCCCUGUGCAUCCUCUGCAUCAGGGAAGGAGUCGAGAUCAAAUGACACAAGGACUUUAGAAAAAUCUUCUGACACAGGCCUCCCCUCACUCCACACCGCUCUUCCACAUUCAGGGUGUCAUAAACUCCCUUCCAGUCAAUGCCUCGAUCCACCGGUCUUCAUAGAGCCCCUGCAGGACUGCUGUGCGGACGAAGGAAGUGACGUCACUCUGCGGGGGGUUAUCACCGGCAGUCAGCCAAUCAAAGUGUCCUGGCUGCACAAUGGUGAAGUGGCCCGUUUUGGGGGUUCAUCCUUCGAUGGCAGGGAGAUGAGUUUUGUGGUGACAGAGUGCUUACCUGAAGAUGCUGGUGCCUACACAUGCCUGGCAGAAAACAAUGCAGGGAAGACGUCCUGCUGCGCUGCCGUGUUUGUCAAGGACUUUGAAACUAUCUACGGUGCACAGAAUUGUGUCUCAAAGAACCCAACUUCUGCUUCUGAGAGCAAAACACAGAAUGGAAGGUCACCACGGUCCCCCAAAGACGAGCCACGGAACUUAAAAGCAUCUUUUUGUACUUCUCCUAAAGGCUCCGAUAAGCCUUGCCAUGUGUCAAGUUCAAAAGUCCCAAGUGAACACCAUGUAGGGAAAUGGACAGCGCACAUUAAAGAAGAGCCACACCUCUAUGCACCCCUACUAAAACCUACCUCUGUCCGUGCAGAAGUCAUCCCAAAGAAGAGAGCCAACUCAGGGACAGGAACACCAUUACACUUUGAAAACCCUCCACAGCAGGUCAACGUUGAGGUGGGGAAACCGCUCAGAGUGUCGUGUUUAUUCAGAAGCAGCGCUCCUGUUGUGUCGUGUUGGAUCAGAAACAAAGAACAGAUAGUGGAUGGUCCGGAGCUGUGGGCAGAAAACACUGAUCAGUGCAGCACUCUUGUAAUUGCAAAGGCUAAACCACAGCACACAGGUCGCUACACCGUGGUAGUGAAGGACCGCAAUAGCUCAGCACAACACACGCUCACUCUUUCUGUAAUAGAGAGGCCGCAGCCUCCAGCUUCCUGCCCUGUGAUCUCCCUCAUCUCCGUCACCAGCCUUGUGCUGUCUUGGUCAGGCCCCUGCUACGACGGCGGCAGUGUUGUCCUGGGUUAUGUGGUUGAGGUAAAGAACAAAGGCGGUGCUGAGCCUGGUGAAUGGCGAGAACUCACUGCCCAGUGUAAGAGUACAUCAUACAGAGUGAGCUCUGGGCUGCAGCCUCAACAGGAAUACUGUUUCAGAGUGAGGGCCUACAACACAGUGGGAAUAAGUGAGCCGGGACCAGUGUCACCAGUCGUAAGGAUGGAGCAGAAAGACAAACCACAAGAAGAGGAACCCCCUCAAGCCUAUUCCUGUGUCACUAUUGACUCCUCCAACAAAGUUACUGAUCACUACAAUUUGCUUGAAAAACUGGGAAUGGGAAAGUUUGGCCUAGUUUUCAAGCUAACCCACAAAGAAACUGGACGUGUGUUUGCGGGGAAGUUCUACAAAGGUCGACGUGCCAAGGAGAGAGAGGCUGCUCGUAAAGAGAUUGAGCUGAUGAAUUACCUUCACCACCCUAAACUGGUUCAGUGCAUCGCAGCAUAUGACCACAGGCCUGAGAUGGUCAUGGUCAUGGAGUUUAUCGCAGGUGGAGAACUGUUUGAACGCAUUGUGGAUGACAGCUUCGAGCACACAGAGCCGGCCAGUGCGCACUACAUGCAACAGAUCCUGGAGGGGAUCGCCUACAUGCACCAGCAGAACAUUGUUCAUCUGGACCUGAAACCUGAAAACAUCGUGUGUGUUGACACCACUGGCACCUCCAUAAAGAUAAUCGACUUUGGAUUAGCCAGCAGGCUUGAUGGAAAAACACCUCUGAAGGUGAUGCAUGGGACUCCAGAGUUUGUGGCACCUGAAGUGAUUAGCUUCGAGCCUGUUGAUCAGGCCACUGACAUGUGGAGCAUCGGGGUCAUCUGCUACAUAUUACUGAGUGGUGAGUCUCCUUUCCAAGGUAACAGUGAUGCAGAGACCCUGGCCUUGGUGACAGCCGCCCAGUGGGAGUUUGACGAGGAUAGCUUUGAUGAGAUUACAGACGAGGCCAAAGAUUUCAUCAGCUCCUUGCUCAACAAGGACACAAGGCGGAGGAUGUCCUGUGAAGAAGGUCUUGCCCACCCUUGGAUGGCAGCAUUUGACUCUGGUGAUCACACCACCACCAAAAAUCUGUCCAAGGAGAAGAUGAAGAGGUUUCUAGCCAGGCAGAAGUGGAAGAAAGCAGGUAAGGCCUUGUUAGCACUGAAGAGAAUGGCUCUGCUGUCUAAGAGUGAUAGCUCUGGGUCUCCUACCUCCCCUGGAGAAGACUCACCACUGAGCCCAGAGGCAGAGCACGCCCUCCAGUCUCUUGAGCGCCAGAUGCAGGGCCCACCCAAUUUUACCCAGAGCCCAAAGGACCAGGCUGUAGCUCAGGGAUCCUGUGCCAGGCUUUCAUGUCACCUCACAGGAUACCCUGAUCCAGAGGUGGUGUGGCUAUGUGGUGAAGAGCCUCUGGAGGAGUCAUCAACAGUGCAGAUAGACUACAUGGAAGAUGGGCAGUGCACCCUGAUCCUAGCCAAAGUUGGUCUAGAAGAUGCCAGUGUUUAUACCUGCAGAGCCACCAACGACCAUGGGGAGGCAUCAUGCUCAGCCAAACUCACUGUUAUGGAGUAGAUUUAUUAUUCUGAUGAAUGCACUCACAAAAAACUGUAUGAACGUAACAUUCUCGAGUGCCUUGAACAGAUGUAUUGUAUAUUCUUGUUUUUUGAACCAAACUGAAAAUUCUGUAGUGUGGCUGGACAUAUAUGAAACAUGUAUUAUUGUACAAAAUGUAUGAACAGAUUAAUAUAGCUACAUAGCUGCAAACAUACAUAAAGGUUUAUAUUUCUUCAUGGAA
Messenger RNA from Labrus mixtus (cuckoo wrasse), 3327 nucleotides. It is a transcript of the gene mylk5, whose product is annotated as myosin, light chain kinase 5. NCBI's taxonomy places the organism in Eukaryota, Metazoa, Chordata, Actinopteri, Labriformes, Labridae. The record is from RefSeq and is a predicted model, not a curated record. The transcript is spliced from 17 exons. Bases 354 to 3104 code for a protein of 916 amino acids. Gene Ontology annotation, molecular function: ATP binding; protein kinase activity; protein binding. Gene Ontology annotation, biological process: protein phosphorylation.